Molecule: messenger RNA, 1085 nt
Organism: Lotus japonicus
Lineage: Eukaryota; Viridiplantae; Streptophyta; Magnoliopsida; Fabales; Fabaceae
Product: RING-H2 finger protein ATL40-like
Exons: 1
Coding region: 116-859 (247 amino acids)
Source: RefSeq, a predicted model, not a curated record
CCAAGUCUCCAUCAUCAUCAACUUCUUCUUCUUCUUCUUACUUAUUCAAACACACAACACAAGAACACCAAACAACAUAACUAAACACCCUCUCUAGCUAUCUCUCACACGCACAAUGAGUAGUAAUUUCAAUGAGGAUGAUGAUCGAGACUACAACCCAUUUGUUAACUUCCAUAACCGAUUCUCAUCAGACCACAACAACUUCAACAAGAGGAUCUUGCUGGUUGCCAUAGUUUCAUUAUCAGCGGUGUUAGCUCUGGUUCUGGCACUUCACCUCUACGCCAGGUUCGUUCUCCGUCGCCAAGCUCGCCGUAGAGCCGCCAUUCACCAACUCACCCUCACCGUCGCCGCCCACAACACCACCCAAUUCGCCAACGAAGGUCUCGACGCUACCCUCAUCAACGCGCUUCCCACUUUCAUCUUAAACAAAUCGCAAGAAGAUGAAAGUGAAGAAUGCGCGGUGUGCUUGAGCGCUUUGGAACAUGAAGAAAAGGUGAGGCUGCUUCCGAAUUGCAAGCAUACUUUCCACGUGAGUUGCAUCGACACGUGGCUGACUUCCCACUCCACGUGUCCUGUUUGUCGAACCAAAGUCGAACCCACUAACACGGGACCCAAGCUCGAGCUGCAGCCGCGAGAGGGUCCCGUGUUGAUAGGUCCGCAUGAUGCAACAGCACCCUCAGCUCCUGUUUUGUUUGAGCCAGGAGCUGAAGGCACGUCUGAUAGUUCGCCUAAAAUUCAUGGUUCAAAUCCUUCGAGGUUGAGCUCGUUCCGGAGAAUGCUUAGUAGGGAGAGAUCGUUAAGGAGAAUCCAACCUUCUAGUUGUGAUGAUAUUGUUGAUCAUGAUUUAGAGAGGCAGUGAUUGAAUCAUUGUUCUUGAUCAUAUAUGGUUUUGAACUUUUUAUUAUUUUUUCUCAGUAUGUAUACAGAUUGAUACGCACAGGCACAGGAAGAGCUAUAGAAAAAUUGAAAAGAAAAUAUGAUUUGGAUGCAAUAAUGCAGUGAAUUUUUUUUUGUGUGUGCAUCAGUGCAUGUACCAUUAUGUUCUUAUUGUUCUAUAGUCAAAAUAUGGAGAUUUUUGGGUUGAA